Molecule: messenger RNA, 419 nt
Organism: Staurois parvus
Lineage: Eukaryota; Metazoa; Chordata; Amphibia; Anura; Ranidae
Source: the annotation of a GenBank genome assembly
GACCCUGCAUUCACUAUAUCUGGUCUCCCCGGACCCUGCAUUCACUAUAUCCGGUCUCCCCGGACCCUGCAUUCACUAUAUCUGGUCUCCCCGGACCCUCCAUUCACUAUAUCUUGUCUCCCCGGACCCUGCAUUCACUAUAUCUGGUCUCCCCGGACCCUGCAUUCACUAUAUCUGGUCUCCCCGGACCCUGCAUUCACUAUAUCCGGUCUCCCACAGUACACACAAUAUGGAAAUGCAACUAUUUUAGUAAAUAGAUAAUCACAUGCACAUGUCAUGUGAUUAGCUGUGGCCAAACCACAGCUAAGCACAAAAAAAAAAACCCUGAAUGAACCGAUGUCAUUCAGGUAAAUGCUUGCUUAUAGCAAAGUAAUUCUUUGUUAUAAGCAAAAUUGUGUAAAAAAAAAAAAUACUGAUCA